AUGAAGACGUUCUUCUUUCUCUGUGCUGUUCUUUUGUUUCUGGCUCCAGCCAAGAACGAGUUUUUUGAUGACAAAUGCCAAAAGCUUAAAGGAAGAUGCAAGAGAUCCUGUGACAAGACUGAAGAACUUGUUGCUUUUUGCCAGAAGUUUCUAAAAUGCUGCCAGACACUCCAUCCCUGUGUGUUGUCUGGAGACCACAAUUGA
Messenger RNA from Cavia porcellus (domestic guinea pig), 204 nucleotides. Its product is annotated as beta-defensin 106A-like. The transcript is spliced from 2 exons. Gene Ontology annotation, biological process: innate immune response. Gene Ontology annotation, cellular component: extracellular region. The coding region runs from base 1 to 204 and encodes 67 amino acids. NCBI's taxonomy places the organism in Eukaryota, Metazoa, Chordata, Mammalia, Rodentia, Caviidae. The record is from RefSeq and is a predicted model, not a curated record.